This is a messenger RNA of Misgurnus anguillicaudatus (oriental weatherfish), 770 nucleotides long. NCBI's taxonomy places the organism in Eukaryota, Metazoa, Chordata, Actinopteri, Cypriniformes, Cobitidae. The record is from RefSeq and is a predicted model, not a curated record.
GAGACUCAUCAGACCAGGCAACAUUUUUCCAGUCUUCAACUGUCCAAUUUUGUGUUCCUAAAGGUUGUUAAAAAAAUCAACGGUGGUCUGCACAUGGUCAUAAUCUUUUUUAUUUUUUUCGCAAUUGGCUUUGCAGUGCUCAGUUUAGCCUUCUGUAUAUAUAAUGCCAGAAAAGUUCCUUAUCAAUCGAUCAGAGGACCAUUUGGCCUCUACAUCUGGAAUUUUAUUGCAGCUCUGUUCAGUGCAAUGGGCUUUGCAUGUUUCCUCGCAGCAGUUCAGUGCCAUGAUCUCACAGAACACGUGGCUAACUACAAAGAAAGUCUUUUUCGACUUGUGAUCCUCGAGGAAAGUCUCGGCUUUUCUUUCUGGUUGUGCGUUGCCAGUGCUGUUACACAUGGAGCAAAUAUUCUUGUAGUAGCCUGCAGUAGACUUCAUCUACCUAAAAUCAAGACAAAGAAACCAGAAGAACCCACAGCGACAGGAGAUGAUUUCCUUUACUAAGGAACAGAGACAAACUGAAAGUUCUGACUGUUGUGGUCUUCGAGGAAGCUGCUUGAAAGCCAAACAGAAUGUUGGUGCAUUGACAUCAACUGAAUAUGAGAUGAUUUUUAUGGGUUUGACUCGUGGUUGAUUCUUAAAGACCAUUAUGUGGCAAAUAGGUAGCAAUCCACUUGUUUAGGACAAGUUGUCACAGAUUUCCAGGGCUUCCAGAACAUAAUGUGACAUUGUACAUAUUUUUCUCAAAAAAAAUCAUGUAAAGUUAAAUAAUA